AUGUGUGUAGCGUCAAUAUCCAGGUGUGUGUGUGUUGGAGUGUCAGUGUAGUAUGUUUCGGUGUGUGGUUAGCGUCCAGUGAGUUUACAUCCAGCCUGUGCGAGAGACUCAGUGCAAAGAAAUAUGAAUAAAUUAAGGGGGUCAAUGCAAAUAGUCCAGAUAGCCAUUUGAUGAACUCUUCAGCAGUCUUAUGGCUUGGGGUUAGAUGCUGAUUAGAAUACUUUUCACAUACGCUUGAUAUGGCGGAACCUGGUGAGGAAGACAUGGUGGAACCUAUUGAGGAAGACAUGGUAGAACCUAUUAAGGAAGACAUGGUGGAACCUGGUGAUGAAGACAUGGUGGAACCUGGUGAGGAAGACAUGGUGGAACCUAGUGAGGAAGACAUGGUGGAACCUAUUGAGGAAGACAUGGUGGAACCUACUGAGGAAGACAUGGCGGAACCUGGUGAGGAAGACAUGGUAGAACCUAUUGAGGAAGACAUGGUGGAACCUAUUGAGGAAGAAAUGGUGGAACCUGGUGAGGAAGAAAUGGUGGAACCUGGUGAGGAAGACAUGGUGGAACCUGGUGAGGAAGACAUGGUGGAACCUGGUGAGGAAGACAUGGUGGAACCUAUUGAGGAAGACAUGGUGGAACCUGGUGAGGAAGACAUGGUGGAACCUUGUGAGGAAGACAUGGUGGAACCUGGUGAGGAAGAAAUGGUGGAACCUGGUGAGGAGGAAAUGGUGGAACCUGGUGAGGAAGAAAUGGUGGAACCUGGUGAGGAAGACAUGGUGGAACCUGGUGAGGAGGACAUGGUGGAACCUAUUGAGGAAGACAUAGUGGAACUUGGUGAGGAUGACAUAGUGAAACCUAGUGAGGUGGACACACUGACAAACUGCCCUGCCCAGUCCUUAUGUCUGUUGCUGUUAGUCCAGUGAUGAUUAUGAGGGCAGCCAGGGACUUGUUGCUAUUGAUGUGGCGUUGAUGUGGCUAUUCUUCCCACAGUGGUUGAGGCCAGGGAUUUUCUGUUUGAACUGUGAGUUGAGUUUAUAUUUCUCCUUCUGCUGUUUUUGAAGCCAUAUUGACCCAGAAACCCUUAGCCACAACUGGGCAUAGCGUUAUCUGUCAGAACACACACUGUGAGGGUUUUGUUGCUGUUCUGUCAGACUCUGUAGUGGUGAUUUUCUCUCUGAACUGUGAGUUGUUGUGAAAAUUGGGCAUAUUUUUGUGCAACCCCUAAUGCCUUUUGGACUCUCCCUCCCUCCCUCUCUGUUCCCCCAUCCCUCUCUGUUCCUCCCUCCCUCUCUGUUCCUC
Molecule: messenger RNA, 1293 nt
Organism: Oncorhynchus kisutch (coho salmon)
Lineage: Eukaryota; Metazoa; Chordata; Actinopteri; Salmoniformes; Salmonidae
Product: RNA-binding protein 12B-like
Exons: 1
Coding region: 240-917 (225 amino acids)
Source: RefSeq, a predicted model, not a curated record